AUGGACAACCACCAUCCCCAAACGGAGCCUAUGCAGGCGGACCCACGCCAGCGGGGGCAGUUUAAGGUGGAUGCUCUGCAUGGGAUGCAGUCGCAAGUAUCCAGCAGAAUCCGUAUUCACCAUCUGCUAGGCCUGUUACUGACCAAAACACUGGUGGCCAGCGCUGCGUGGCUUGCGCGGCAAUGGCUUCUUGUCCCCCAGUUCGAUCUGGAAACGUUCCAGAUCCAGGUGCGUGACAUGCUUGGCGAGAAUAACAUUUCUCCUGAAAAUAUACAAGCUGCAGCUGCCGCCAUGCCCGUGCAUGCGCCAGCGAGUGUAUGGGCAGUCGCUGUGCUUUCCAUGUCGCUUGCUGCGCUUGUAUUUCUGCUCGCAUUCCGCGCUUGGCGGUGGCAAGCGGUGUGGACAGAAAAAAGUGUUUGGCACUUGGGCGUGCUUGGCUCUUUGCUCUUUCUGCAGCUCCUGCUAUGGCUCUCUGCGCUCCGCUAUCUGGGCGCGACCACGGUGCUUAUAUUUACGCAAUUCUGCGACGUAUGGGUGCGUGACUUGGCCAUCGGGUGGAAGAGUCGCACUUUUGGAAGCAUGCCUGUGCUGUUUGCUAUGGCGCUCGCCUUUCUCGUCGCUGCCGCUACGGGCUCGACAGUGCGGAUCCGCCGCCCGUUUGGCGAGAUCGUCGAUCCCUCGACCCAAGCCGCCUUUUCCAUGACGUCCAAGCUGCAGGACACCACCUCGCUGAACCAUGUGCUCCUGGGAUAUGUUGCGCUCACACUCUACGCGGUGCUCACGAUCGAGACGGGCCGUGCGACGUUUAUCGUGUCCAAGUUUGUCGGCGGACGCCGGCGCGCAAUUGUGCUGGCGACGGGCCUUGUUUCUGUCGUGGUACUGCCUAUCUCUGCUAUCGGUGCCAUGCUUGGCCUGAGCACGCUCCCCGCCUCACUUGUGCCUGGCCGUGAACUUACGCCUCAGGACCAGUUUGAGCUGAGCCAUUUGGCCGCGUACCUUGUGCUUGCACUGGGCCUCUUGGUCUGCGACUCGCUCGUCACACUCACCCUGGAAUCCUACGUGACGCUCUAUGCACAUAUGAUGCAUGCAUGGCCGAUGGCGAUUGUCGGCGUGAUCAUGAUUGGAUUUGGCGUGUUUGCCAUUCAUGUUGCUGUCGUCCAAGUUAUUGCCGCUCUCUGCGUGUGGUUUGCACUGCGGACGGUCCUGCGGCACUCUCCGCUUUACCUUACUUCGUGGUACAAGUCGCAUGCGCACAGUAUGACGCUCGAGGAGCAGCGGAGGGCGGUUAGCAUGGAUACUACCGAGUCUAGCUAUACGGAAGCGCUGCAUUUAUCCUACCGGAUCAUGGUCCAGCUGCGCGGGAUGGUGCGUACGAUCGUUGCAAAUAGCGACUCGCGCCGCAUAUUCAUGUUUCUCUGCUUGAAUCUCGGUUUCAUGGGCGUGCAGAUGGUGUGGGGAGUGUGGACGAAUAGCCUUGGACUGAUCAGCGACGCGAUCCAUAUGUUUUUUGACUGCACAGCAAUCUUUAUGGGGCUGCUUGCAAGUGUCAUGGCAUCAUGGAAGACGGACGGGGCGUUUCCUUACGGGUACAAGCGCGUAGAGACGUUGUCCGGAUUUGCCAAUGGCAUUUUCCUCGUGCUCAUCAGCGUGUUUAUCUUGUUUGAGGCGAUACAGCGGAUUAUCGAGCCGCCAGAGAUGCAAAACUUUACACAGCUCCUGAUUGUAAGCACGUUGGGAUUGUUGGUCAAUUUGUUUGGCAUGUUUGCCAUGGGACACCACCACCACCAUGGCCACGGGCAAUGUCACGGCCAUGAUCAUGAUCAUGACCACGGCCACGGCCAUUCGCACUCCCACAACAUGCUUGGGCUUUAUCUGCACGUUAUGGCGGAUACGCUCGGAUCCGUCGGUGUCAUUAUUAGCACGAUCCUUAUCCACUACUUCCACUGGACAGGAUUUGACCCUAUUGCAUCGCUGCUCAUUGGGCUCAUGAUUCUCGGAUCUGUGGUCCCACUCGUAAUCGACUCGGGACGGAUUUUGUGCCUGGACCUGAGCCAGGGCAGUGCCAAUGGCGUCGAGCAAGCUCUCGGCAAGCUUCUCACCAUCCCCGGUGUCGUGAGCUACUCCAACGCACGUUUCUGGCCCCUCGAUGGCGAAUCGCUUGUGGGCUCGUUGUAUAUCCAAGCUUUUCUAGAUACCCCGCCAAAAGUGCACGACACUGUGCAUCGGCAACAAAACCAGCGAGACGCUUCGACAAUCGCGCUCCAGGCCGAGUCGCUGCUUAAGCACGAGAUUUACGGGCUCGAGUCGGUCACUGUACAAGUCCAUACCGAGGGAAUGUAG
Malassezia vespertilionis is the source of this 2340-nucleotide messenger RNA. It is a transcript of the gene MSC2, whose product is annotated as Putative zinc transporter msc2. Gene Ontology annotation, cellular component: Golgi apparatus; membrane. Gene Ontology annotation, molecular function: zinc ion transmembrane transporter activity. The transcript has 3 exons. The record is from RefSeq and is a predicted model, not a curated record. Bases 1 to 2340 code for a protein of 779 amino acids. NCBI's taxonomy places the organism in Eukaryota, Fungi, Basidiomycota, Malasseziomycetes, Malasseziales, Malasseziaceae. Gene Ontology annotation, biological process: intracellular zinc ion homeostasis; transmembrane transport; zinc ion transport.